Mauremys mutica (yellowpond turtle) is the source of this 1151-nucleotide messenger RNA. RefSeq lists its product as uncharacterized. The record is from RefSeq and is a predicted model, not a curated record. The coding region runs from base 280 to 810 and encodes 176 amino acids. The transcript has 6 exons. NCBI's taxonomy places the organism in Eukaryota, Metazoa, Chordata, Testudines, Geoemydidae.
GAUCAGUCAAGGAUACAGAGGCUGGACAAGGAACUGGAGUAUAUGGGAUCUCCGGCUUACAAAGGUGUCUGGAGGAUGGAAGACCCGAAUACAAACUGAUCCAUACACGGUUGGAGUUCAACUGGUGCAAGACAAGCAGCCUCCCCUUUCCAGUCUCCCUGUUCAAACACGGAACGUUAACUUCAAGGGAGUUCUCCGGAUCUGGGCGUACUACCGGCAUCUGCACUAAACACUGGAUCGGCUUAUCCAGUCGAAGGAGUCCAGCUCUCAUCCCCUGCUAUGGCUCCCCUGCACGGGAUCGCACAGGCCGGGGGCUUCCGGAUGACAAUCCCCAGGGGGUUGCUGCUCAGCGUGCUGAUUUACAGCGCUGUCUCUGAUAUCCAAUGUCCAGAGAAGGCGCCAAGCCCUGGAGAUUGCUCCUAUGUGUCCAGAUCUGUCGCCAAAGGGGGCUCGGUGAACAUCUCCCUUAACACAUCACAAACCACCCUGGAUCUCUGCAAGCAGAACAGGCUGACUUCGAAAUGGGAUCCUGUCUACAGCUUCUUUAAGGGGGGCAAGACGAAGCUCAGCAGCGACUUCCAGGAGCAAGUCUCGGUCUCUAAUGGCACCUUCAUGGUGGAGAGCGUGAGCCAAGGGGCUGAUGGGAAUUAUGUAUUUCAAGACACCAGUGGAACGUGCCUGGCUCAGAUAACGCUGACAGUGGUGGGCUCUUCUGGCAGCCGGUCCCAAAGCAGCGCUCAUCAGAAGGGUGCCGCGGCGGCCUGGUACUGGUGUAUGUUUCCUCUCUUGAGUCUGCUCCAAUGGCCGUAGAUUUGCAUCUCUGCUCAUGAGCUAAAGCACGAACCUGAGACGCGUAACUGGGAGCAGCUUCACCGUAUGAAGAGUUCUUUACUCACCCACAAACACCCAGAACAGUAACCAAACAACUCAGCAGGAGUCAGCUCCCUGCAGCCUAAGGGCCUCCUGAAAGCUGGUAACCACACACCAUCUGUGUCACUCAGACUCUGUCUCACACACACACACAGAGGCCCUUUCACACUCACCUCCCAACACAAACUUGUAUUAUUAUUGUUGUUACUACGCGGUACUUCCUGCCAUGCACAUAUAUUCUCUGUAAUUUUAUUCUUUCAAAGAGUGCUAUUUUAAUGUUU